This is a messenger RNA of Monodelphis domestica (gray short-tailed opossum), 957 nucleotides long. Its product is annotated as olfactory receptor 5B2-like. Gene Ontology annotation, biological process: G protein-coupled receptor signaling pathway. Gene Ontology annotation, molecular function: G protein-coupled receptor activity; olfactory receptor activity. The record is from RefSeq and is a predicted model, not a curated record. Gene Ontology annotation, cellular component: membrane. NCBI's taxonomy places the organism in Eukaryota, Metazoa, Chordata, Mammalia, Didelphimorphia, Didelphidae.
AUGACAUUCAUGGAGAACCUAUCUGAAGUGAAUGAGUUCAUCCUUGUAGGAUUAACAGAUGCCCCAGAGCUUCAGAUUCCUCUCUUCAUAAUGUUCACCCUCAUCUACCUCAUCACCCUGGUAGGGAACCUGGGGAUAAUAGUUCUGAUCUCCUCAGAUUCCCACCUCCACACUCCCAUGUACUUUUUCCUCAGUAACCUCUCUCUGGUGGAUUUUGGCUACUCCUCAGCAGUUACUCCCAAGGUAAUGGUUGGACUCCUCACAGGAGACAAAGUCAUCUCCUAUAAUGGAUGUGCCACACAGAUUUUCUUCUUUGUGUCCUUUGCCACAGUUGAAAGCUUCCUCUUGGCUUCCAUGUCCUAUGAUCGCCAUGCAGCUGUAUGUAAGCCUCUACAUUAUACCACCACUAUGACAUCAACUGUAUGUGCACAUCUGGCCAGUGGUGCAUACAUUUGUGGCUUUUUAAAUUCCUCCAUAGUUACAGGAGACACUUUCAGCCUCUCAUUCUGUAGAUCUAAUGUAGUGCAUCAUUUUUUCUGUGACAUUCCUCCUCUCCUAGUUAUAACCUGCUCCGAUAUUCAUAGUACUGAGAUAGUAAUUUUUAUCUUAGGAAUAUUCACUGUAUUUUUUCCCUUUCUGGUCAUCUUAACUUCUUACCUUUUCAUCUUUAUUGCCAUCCUGAGGAUCCAUUCUGCUGAAGGCCGCCAAAAGGCCUUCUCCACCUGUACUUCCCAUCUCACAGCAGUGUCCAUUUUUUAUGGGACCAUCAUUUUCAUGUACUUCCAACCCAGCUCAAGUCAUUCCAUGGACACAGACAAAAUGGCAUCUGUAUUCUACACCAUGGUCAUCCCCAUGUUGAACCCUCUUGUGUAUAGUCUGAGGAACAAAGAUGUCAAAACUGCCUUUCAGAAAGUGGUGAGGAGACAAAGACUUCAAUUAGAUCAUUCUUUAUCUUAG